AUGACUUCAUGGACUUCAUCUCAAUUCCUGUAUGAAGAAACCAAGCCAUGUGGUAUUCAAUUCCUGGAACGUUUCAAACGUUCAGGCAGACUCUCCUUCAAGCAAUACCAAGCCCUAGUCUUCACCUUGACCUUCGUCGCUUACAUCGCCUUCCACGCUGCUAGAAAGCCUAACAGCAUUGUCAAAGGCACCCUCUCCGCGUCAACAGUCAGAGGAGGUUGGUCUCCCUUUGAUGGACCAGAUGGAACAGCCUUGCUAGGACAAAUCGACUUGGCUUUCCUCUCUGUCUACGCAGUUGGGAUGUUUGUUGCUGGUCACUUGGGAGAUCGUUUGGAUCUCAGGACGUUUCUGACCAUCGGUAUGAUAGGCACCGGCCUUUUCACAGCUCUUUUCGGAGUCGCCUUUUGGGCGAACUUCCACAGCUUCUAUUACUUCUUGGCCGUUCAGGUUCUGGCUGGGUGGUUUCAGUCCAUAGGUUGGCCUUGUGUUGUGGCCGUGCUUGGGAACUGGUUUGACAAGAAGAGAAGAGGAAUGAUUAUGGGUGUUUGGAGUGCUCACACUUCACUUGGUAACAUCACAGGCUCUCUACUCGCAUCAGGGCUGCUUAGAUAUGGGUGGGGUUGGUCAUUUCUUGGACCAGCUUUGCUUAUAACUUUCCUCGGUCUCGUUGUUUACUUUUUCUUGCCUGUUAACCCUCCCACCGUUGGUGCUGAGAGAGAUGGCACUGAAGUUGACUCUACAAUGAGGCUUGGUGACACCAUUACAGAGAGCUUCUUGGGGUCUAGAAUGAGCACUGGCCUCGAUAGAAAAGCAAUAGGGUUCACAGCUGCUUGGAAGAUCCCUGGUGUUGCACCUUUUGCCUUCUGCCUCUUCUUCACCAAGUUGGUGUCAUACACUUUCCUCUACUGGCUUCCUUUCUACGUCAGUCACAACAUGAUUGGAGGAGAGUACCUGUCGGAAGAGACAUCAGGAAACUUGUCAACACUCUUCGACGUUGGAGGCGUGGUGGGAGGAAUCUUAGCAGGAUACGUCUCUGACCAGCUCGACGGCAGAGCCAUCACAGCAGCAGGAUUCAUCUACCUAGCCAUCCCAGCCCUCUUCCUAUACAGAAUCUACGGACACAUCUCACUAACAAUCAACAUCAUCCUCAUGUUCAUAUCAGGAGUCUUUGUCAACGGACCUUUCGCUCUCAUCACAACAGCUGUCUCAGCUGAUCUCGGUACACACAAGUCUCUAAAAGGCAAUGCCAGAGCCUUGGCUACAGUCACAGCUAUUAUAGAUGGUACGGGAUCCGUUGGUGCAGCGAUUGGACCGGUCUUAACCGGUUACAUCUCUGAGAUUAGCUGGGACGCUGUGUUUUACAUGCUGAUGACUGCUGCUUUUAUCUCUGGUUUGUUGCUUACUAAGCUUAUUAUAACGGAAGUGAAAGCUAUGUUGUAUGGAUCAGAAGAGGAAGGUGGAGUUGCUACGACGUCGUCGCCAGCAACCAGAGCUCCUAUUGAUGUUCUCCUCUAA
Messenger RNA from Eruca vesicaria subsp. sativa (arugula), 1515 nucleotides. NCBI's taxonomy places the organism in Eukaryota, Viridiplantae, Streptophyta, Magnoliopsida, Brassicales, Brassicaceae. The record is from the annotation of a GenBank genome assembly.